UUAUUGUGAUUAUUAUUUAGUUUAGUACUUAUAAGUUUUAUUCAGCUUAGUAUGCACAUGUUCAGUAACUAUUAGUUCAGUUAACAUAAGCUCAAUCACAUUAUAUUUUACAUUGUCUUACUUUUUAUCUUCAAUAUCAACCACACAAUUUGCCGGUUUUAAUGAUUGGCUGGUCUCGAUUUUGUACCAUCUUUGGUUCCUGUCUCUAGAUGUCCUGGAAAUUGUAAAAACAACAUUUAAAAAAAAACAUAAAUGGAAUAAAAGUGGGUAAUUAAAUGACAGGUAACCAGUUGGUGGUCCUGGCACUGGAGAGACUGCCUUACACUUCUGCCUCAUUGUAAAAGACCGUGGUUCUUGCUGGAUCCAUGUCAGUAGUAAAAAGUAAAAGUGACAAGGUCUAAUAAGCAUGUCUAUAACUACUAUGAUCUUAUGUUUGAGUGUUUAAUUAUGCACAUCACUCAAAAUUAUGGUAUGUUACAUUUUCUGCAAUUUUAUUUAAUGUCUUGUUUUUCUUUCUUCACUUGUAAUCACCUAAUUAUUAUUGUUUUGUGUCAACUGUGUAUAAAACAAAUUUAAAGCAUGUUUAAGGGCAUAUAGGAAGGCAUCAAAUAAGGAUUAUUCAAACCGAAGGCAAUUAUCAAAGUUUCAACUUUUCCCAUUUAUAUGGACUAGCAAAUGAUCCAUUGUCCCAUAUAUACUGAUACUGUUAUCUGUUAGUCCAAAACAAGAAAUCGAUACACAGUAUUAUCAUUGCGAUAUGAGUUUUAUCAUUCUAAAAGUUGCAUGGGUAAAUAAAAUUGCAUCACAGCUCCAUUAUACCACAGAGGGUGGUACCACCUUUUCUACCAAUACAACCCAAGUUCAGCUGUGUGGGUGGAAAAUAUCACAUGGGGUCAUGCAGUAUCAAAAGACAUGAUUCACUGGCUCCAUCUGCCACGGGCAAUGGUCCCUGAUCAGUCCUAUGACUUGCGUGGUGUUUGGACUGGCUCUGCCACAACCCUUCCUGAUGGACAGAUCAUGGUGGUCUACACUGGGAACACAGAUGUGCAGGUGCAAAAUCUUGCAUAUCCCGCCAAUCUUUCUGAUCCCCUCCUCCUUAAAUGGACCAAGUAUCCGGGUAACCCAGUUAUUAUUCCUCCACCCGGCGUUGGUCUGUUGGAGUUCAGGGACCCGACUACGGCUUGGGCUGACCAGAAAAAUGGCCACUGGUUUCUAACUAUAGGGUCCCAGCUUAAUAAAACAGGUGUUGCAUUUGUUUAUGAAACUGCUGAUUUUAAAAGAUAUAAGCUUUUGGAUGGAUUCUUGCAUUCGGUUCCGGGUACAGGUAUGUGGGAGUGUGUGGACUUUUUCCCAAUUUCAUCCGUCUACGAAAAUGGGUCUGGCCAAUCAAUUAAUGGGUCGGGUAUCAAGCAUGUCCUCAAGGCUAGUUUGUACGAUGAAACACAUGAUUAUUAUGCUAUUGGUACGUAUGACCCUUUAAAGAAAACGUGGACACCCGAUUAUCCACAAUUGGAUAUAGGUAAGGGGUUGAGAGUUGAUUACGGGAAAUGUUAUGCAUCAAAGACAUUUUAUGACCAGAACAAGCAUAGAAGAAUUUUGUUUGCUUGGAUUGGGGAAACUGAUCCUAAAGAUGUUGACAUUGCAAAGGGUUGGGCAUCUGUCCAGGGUAUUCCUAGGACGCUUAAUUUUGACAAAAAAACUGGGAGUCAUCUGCUUCAGUGGCCAAUUGAAGAAAUUGAGAGCUUGAGAUUAGGUGAUCCUGUAGUCACUGAGGUGAAUCUUCAACCGGGUUCACUCUUGCCAAUCAAUGUUUCAAUGGCUACACAGCUAGACAUUACUGUAUCAUUUCAAGUGGAUAAGGGGGCUCUUGAAGCUGCAUCGAAGGACGAUAACUCUAUGUACAACUGCAAUAAUAGUGGUGGCUCUGUUAACAGAGGCAUUUUGGGGCCAUUUGGUAUGGCAGUUGUGGCGGAUGAAACUCUGACCGAGCUUACACCAGUUUAUUUCUAUAUUGACAAAGGUGUUAAUGGGAAUGGUGAGACUCAUUUCUGCACUGACUUGACAAGAUCAUCACAGGCUUCUGGAGUUGAGAAAGAAGUUUAUGGCAGUACUGUACCUACUUUUGAUGAAGAAAUAUACUCUGCAAGAAUAUUGGUUGAUCAUUCAAUUGUGGAGAGCUUUGCCCAAGGAGGAAGAACAGUUAUAACAUCAAGAGUAUAUCCAACUCAAGCUAUUUAUGAAGCAAGAAGAGUGUUCUUGUUCAACAAUGCCACUGGGGCAAGUGUUAAAGCAUCUGUGAAGAUAUGGCAAAUGCAAUCAGCUGACAUUAAGCCUUUCCCCUUUUAAUCUGGAGUAAGGCCUACCGUGUGGGUGUUUUUCUGUGUUUAUAAGCUGGUCAAAACUGUUUAUAAAUUGUUUUUAACUUAUAAGUCAAUUGACGACAUCUUUUUCUGUGCUUAUAAGCUGGUCAAAAUUGUAUAAAUCAGAUAAAUAAGUAUGCCUUAACUACUUAUUUUUAAGCCAGUUUUUUUGUUUUGACCAUAUUAUUUCCAAAUGCUUAUCUAUCAUUGAAGUCAUUUUAUUUCCACGAAAGAAUAUUCGGCUUAUAUAUUAAAAACUGCUUAUAAGUAAGAAAUUAAUAAGGACCGG
Molecule: messenger RNA, 2649 nt
Organism: Cuscuta campestris
Lineage: Eukaryota; Viridiplantae; Streptophyta; Magnoliopsida; Solanales; Convolvulaceae
Source: the annotation of a GenBank genome assembly